UCCGGGGUAUGCAUCCUAAAAAUGUACAUUUGGCGGUUCGCAUGACGUCAUCAUGCUGCGCGAAGCCUCCCCCAAAUGUGUCUUCUUUCUCCAUUGAGGAAAAAAGUCUGCACCCCAACCAAACUUCGUAGUCCAUCAUAUCCCAGCAUUCUUUGCGCGCUUCCGUCUAGCCUUUAAAAAAAAGUCAACAUUACGGUGCAAAGCUCACGGAAUCGAGCGUUGCCACUUGCGGAAGAGAAAGCAAGGAUACACACUCCAUACAGUAAUUAGGAACACCUCCAAGGAUGGACCCUGAAGUGUCCUUGCUGCUGCACUGUGAAACCUGGCGAGGGCUGCGUCAAUCCCAAGUGCGUGUGGAGCUCUCCGAAAGGUAUAAUCGUCAGACGGACGCAGAUCUCGAACGUCACAUCGCAGAGGUCUGGGCGGCACGGGUGUCCAAGGAGCCGUGGCUUUUCAACGGCGCCAAAUUCAGACUGCACUCUUUCCGCUUGGCUUCGCCUGCCACGGAGCUCUCGCGCUGCCGUCAGUCACGCCGAGGCUCUACAGACAAGGAGACGCUUGACGUGCCGCUGCUCACGCUGAGAGUCGGACUCACCUCCUACAAGGACUACCUGGGGACCAACUGGUCCUCGGCGGUGGCAGACCUCCGUAGACGCGGUAAGGCGGACUUUGGCGGCGGCGAUGCCCUGCUGGCCCAACCGUUGGGCGUGGGCGCCAUCAUGUGCACGGGUGACAAACGGGUGGUGUUGAUCAGGCGCAGUCAGAAAGUCGCCGAGGCGGGCGAGAAGCUGGACAUUCCUGGUGGUCACCCAGAACCGAAGCUGGUGUGUGAGAGUCUGGGUGAGGAGACCAUCACCAUGAACCUGCUGGAGAAGAGUCCCGAAGCUGUCGUCUCUGAGCUUUUCUUAUCUGUGUGUGCUGAGAUUAGAGACGAGGUGAACGUUCCUCUGAGCUCCCUCGGAGAGCCUCUGCUGAUGGGCGUCGCUCUGAAUCACACCAGCGCCGGGAGACCGAGUGCAGAGUUCUACGUCAGUUGUUCACUGUCAUCAGCUGAAGUCAAAGCGCUGUACUGGAAAGGAGGAGCCGAGGCCAGCGAGUCCACCGACAUCGUCUUCCUCGACAAAGUGGAGGUGUUGGGGCUGGACAGGGGCAGCCCUCUGUGGGCGGAGCUGUGUCCUUCCGCCAAAGGGGCGGUGCUGCUUUACCAAAGAGUGAAGCCUGACGCGGAAACGAGAGGCGAAGAAAGCGGCGCUCGGAGGUCACAUUAGGCAAGGAUUGGCAAGCUCUGCUGUAAUACGACUGAGAUUUAUUACUCCUGUCAAGAGCGCUAGAAAGCCGACUCGUUAUUCCAAACUGUACAGUUUAUGUAUUAAAGUAUUUUCAAUAAAAAAUAUUUAAAAAA
This is a messenger RNA of Doryrhamphus excisus (bluestripe pipefish), 1402 nucleotides long. It is a transcript of the gene nudt22, whose product is annotated as nudix (nucleoside diphosphate linked moiety X)-type motif 22. The record is from RefSeq and is a predicted model, not a curated record. Gene Ontology annotation, molecular function: GDP-mannose hydrolase activity. NCBI's taxonomy places the organism in Eukaryota, Metazoa, Chordata, Actinopteri, Syngnathiformes, Syngnathidae.